Molecule: messenger RNA, 1031 nt
Organism: Elaeis guineensis (African oil palm)
Lineage: Eukaryota; Viridiplantae; Streptophyta; Magnoliopsida; Arecales; Arecaceae
Biological process (GO): regulation of DNA-templated transcription
Molecular function (GO): DNA-binding transcription factor activity; DNA binding
Source: RefSeq, a predicted model, not a curated record
GGUUCCGCCUCCAUCCCCUUCCUGGGCUUCUCUUCCCAUUGAUGGGAUCAUAGGUGGGUUGGCCUUUCAACGUCGUCGUCACGGGUCCGGCCGGCGAUGGUUCACCGGCGGUGGAAGACCGAUGUCGAGAUGGGACCGAAUUGUCCCCGGUGCAACUCCUCCAACACCAAGUUUUCCUACUACAACAACUAUAGCCUAAGCCAGCCCCGGUACUUCUGCAAGGGCUGCCGGCGGUAUUGGACGAAGGGUGGUUCUCUUCGCAAUGUUCCCGUCGGUGGUGGGUGCCGGAAGAAUCGCAGGGUGAAGUCGGUGAGGAUCGCGGGCGAUCCGGUCAGUACUGCUCGAGGCUUGAGCUAUGGCGCCCACCGGCUAACGGGCCAGAUUCGCCCGGACCUUGUGCUUGACGGCAUGGUGGGGAAUUUGAGCAGUGUGCUCCAAUCAAUUAUCGAUGUACCAGCCACUACCGAUGCCUCCACGAUUGAUGUUGCCUCGCUGUAUGCCAACCUCUUGAAUCAACAUCCCGAGGUCGAACCGACCCUGGUGGUGCCUGCGCUGGCCGGGGAGACCAACGAGUCUUUUCGCUCUACCAGAGGGCCGGGUGGCGCAAACUCAAAUCAACAAAUACAUGUCCACUUACCAGAUAAGAAUAGCUUUAUGGAGUGCCAAAGAGCAAGUGAGCCAAUUGCUGAAGCAGUAUUGCGUAAUGGAGACCAGCCACCUUUUGGAGAGCUCAACUUCCCUGUGGAUCCAAGUGGAUACGAGUCGCUGGCGUUCCCCAGCAUCUUCUCAUCAAAUUAUCCCGCGGUUUUCCCAAGUUUGACAUGGGAAGCAGCUAAUUAUCAAAGGUUUGGGUCGUUGCUGGAAGAUAUGUAGUAUGGCUCUUCAUCACAAGCUUAUCAUUAAUGAUUAAUUGGAGCACGAUGGACCACUCAAGUUUGGAUAUUAAUCAACUUUCUAUAGGUCUUAAGGAAGUAAUAUAUGUCUUCUUCUUAUCGAUUGUUCUUUCACGAGUGUUACAUAUAUAUCUAUGA